AUGGAGAGUGCGUGCUUAGGUUGUCCCCCGUCUCGUGCUCCCGGUGUCCGGAGUGUAGGGACUCUGUGUCUGUAGACUGCGGAGAACCUCAGGCUGUGGACUUGGCGGGAAGAGUCACCCGCUCGAGAUCGGGAGGACUGGAGUGGAGAGCAGAGCUUAACACUUCCUCUUCGUGCUCCCCUUACGGAGAGUAACUGGGCAAUCCCAUUCAGCGAGAUGGUGGACAAGUUCUCUGGCCAGAUCCUGACGAGUUCCUCUAGUAAGAGUUUUCUGCUGCAGAGGUCAAGUUGGGACUAUGUAUUAAUGAUGAAACGAAGAUUUACCAUUGGCAUUGCGAUGGGGAUUAGGUGGGUGCGGGUUUCAGGAAGGGCAAAGAUGAGCGCAGCACCGCAGUCUGGUGAAUGUUCUCAUCAUAUCACCAAAUUGUUGGAUGGGAUUCGCACUUGUGAACUUGCUCUCUUGUGUGAACAGGUAAGCCAGGUAGUCAGAGACUGGCUGGUUUGCCUUACAAAGCAGAGAAGUAGAAUUCUGCCUCUAAAAGUCAGACCAAGAAUCAACACAAAUUUACAAUUACAUUCUCAAAAGAAAAUUGGAGCUGGAAAUGAAGUGUUUCAAGAGGAGAACCAUGGUGAGCUCCAGUUUUAUUUUAUGCUUGCAUAUUCAAUAGUAAGUAUUGCAGAUUCUUGAGUAUAUUGGCCAAAACA
Messenger RNA from Microtus ochrogaster (prairie vole), 704 nucleotides. RefSeq names its product tRNA methyltransferase 61B (gene Trmt61b). Gene Ontology annotation, molecular function: tRNA (adenine(58)-N1)-methyltransferase activity. Gene Ontology annotation, biological process: tRNA methylation. Gene Ontology annotation, cellular component: tRNA (m1A) methyltransferase complex; mitochondrion. The record is from RefSeq and is a predicted model, not a curated record. NCBI's taxonomy places the organism in Eukaryota, Metazoa, Chordata, Mammalia, Rodentia, Cricetidae.